UCUCCAAACGUCGAAAUCAAAGCGCACAGCGUAGCCACAAGGUCCACAACGUUCUUUAAAUUCCUAUCCUCUUUCUCUAGCUACCAACCAGAACAACCCACAUACCCACAUACUUCUUUCUCAAUUCUCACCAAGUUUUAUAACACAAAGCUCAUCAAUGGCUUUGACUCGUUUGGCUUUGAAAAGUCUGGAACAAAGGGUGCCGGCUUCCUGUUCUGCUUCUUUGCUUGGCCAAGGUGUUAGUGGUCUUCAGAACCAGAGGUUUGUGAACAGGUUUACUGCAUCAGCUAGUGAUAAGGUGGCUGGUGAGAAGACAACAGAUGGCAAACAGGUUGCUGUUUCUGAACGUGGGAAGAAGUACUCCAAGUUGUUCCCAAGGAGGCAACGCAGGUGGCAGCCUUGGAGGAACGACGACCGUGACUUUGUUCUUGCCCUUUAUGAGUACUUUCCAUCGGGGCUUGGAAAUGCGCUGAUGCAAGCAACGGAGAACAUAAACAAUCUGUUCGAGAAACUAAACAUAUCGCCCUGGACACUCAGUUGCCGCGUAAAAGAGAAGGACGGGUGCUACAUGUUGCGGUUUGAUGCGCCGGGGGUAGCCAAAGAAGACCUGAAGGUGACCAUCGACGACGGGGUUUUGACAGUGAAGGGAGAGCACAAGGAGGAGAAGGAAGAAGCGUCCGAUGAAGAGUUUUGGUAUGGCUACUACAACACAAGCCUGAUGCUGCCCGAUGAUGCCAAGGUUGACGAGGUUAAGGCGGAGUUGAAGGAUGGAGUGCUAACCAUUACCAUUCCUAGAACUGAGAAGCCCAAGAAGGAUGUGAAGGAGGUUAAAGUCGAUUGAUCUGAGCAUAUAUAUAUAUAUAUAUAUAUCUGAUGUGUGUGAAUGUGGAGGAUGGAACUUGGAAGAAAGGAUACGUGUCGCUUUUGAACAACUUUGUGUGUUUUUUAUCAUGACAAUAAGAUCGAUCUUUAUCA
Alnus glutinosa is the source of this 975-nucleotide messenger RNA. Its product is annotated as 26.5 kDa heat shock protein, mitochondrial. Gene Ontology annotation, biological process: response to heat. The record is from RefSeq and is a predicted model, not a curated record. NCBI's taxonomy places the organism in Eukaryota, Viridiplantae, Streptophyta, Magnoliopsida, Fagales, Betulaceae. The transcript has 2 exons. The coding region runs from base 158 to 841 and encodes 227 amino acids.